GUGAGACUUUUUAAACUCACACCAGACUUUCACUCGCUUAUGUAUGUGUCAACUUGUAAAAACUCAUCAUCUACUAGUCUACAACUCCAUUCCCGAUGAUUCCAGUUUCAACUUCAAGCUAGAACAAACAGCAUCAGGAGCUUGGGCCUUUACUUUUGUUCCGUGACAAAAACGAUGUCGCUCAUGAUAACGUUGUUCGUGAUCCUUUUGGCGGACAUUGCCUGCACCAAAUCGGAGUACAUAGCUUACAACACUUCGGGGAGAAUCGUCCCCGGUAUGAUUAACGUUCACUUGGUCCCUCACUCGCAUGAUGAUGUUGGGUGGUUGAAGACCGUUGAUCAGUACUACGUUGGGGCUAACAAUUCAAUUCGAGGGGCGUGUGUGCAGAACGUUUUGGAUUCUGUUAUUUCAUCUUUGUUUGAGGACACGAAUCGCAAGUAUAUCUAUGUUGAAAUGGCAUUUUUCCAAAGGUGGUGGAGACAGCAAAGCGAGGCCAUGAAAAUUAAAGUCAAAGGGCUUGUGGACUCGCGUCAACUAGAGUUCAUAAAUGGAGGUAUGUCUAUGCAUGAUGAGGCAACCCCACAUUACAUUGACUUAAUUGAUCAGACUACUCUGGGGCAUCAAUUUAUCAAAGAUGAGUUUGGGAAGCUUCCAAGAGUUGGCUGGCAGAUUGACCCUUUUGGACAUUCUGCUGUUCAAGCUUACUUGCUUGGUGCAGAGUUAGGAUUUGAUUCUCUCUUUUUUGCCCGAAUUGAUUACCAAGACAGAGCCAAGCGGUUAAAGGAGAAGACUCUUGAGGUUGUAUGGAGGGGCUCUAAAUCACUUGGUUCAUCUUCACAAAUAUUUACUGGUAUAUUUCCUAGGCAUUAUGACCCUCCUGAUGGUUUCACAUUCGAAAUUAAUGAUGUAUCCCCUCCUAUUCAGGAUGAUAUUCUUCUAUUUGACUAUAAUGUUCAAGAACGAGUCAAUGACUUUGUUGCUGCUGCUUUAGCCCAGGCCAACGUGACCAGGACAAAUCAUGUUAUGUGGCUGAUGGGGACAGAUUUUCGCUAUCAAUAUGCAAAUUCAUGGUUCAGACAGAUGGACAAAUUCAUUCAUUAUGUUAAUAAGGAUGGGCGUGUAAAUGCUCUAUAUUCAACUCCAUCCAUCUACACUGAUGCAAAAUAUGCUGCAAAUGAAGAAUGGCCGAUCAAAACUGAAGAUUUCUUUCCGUAUGCAGAUCGUGCGAAUGCAUAUUGGACAGGUUACUUCACCAGCAGGCCAUCCUUCAAAGGCUAUGUCAGAAUGCUGAGUGGUUACUAUGUUGCGGCAAGGCAAUUAGAAUUCCUUAAAGGCAGGGGUGGUUCAGGGUCAAACACUGAUGCAUUGGCGGAUGCUUUGGCAAUUGCUCAACAUCAUGAUGCAGUUAGUGGUACAGAAAGGCAGCAUGUUGCUGCUGAUUAUGCUUUACGACUCUCAAUAGGCUACAUUGAGGCUGAGCAAUUGGUUGCCUCUUCACUUGCUUUCUUGGCAGAGUCAAGAUCAAGUACCGGACAUGGGGAUCCAGUCACAAACUUUCAGCAGUGUCCUCUUCUUAAUAUAAGUUACUGUCCUCCAACUGAAGCAGCCUUCACUGAUGGCAAAAGCUUGGUUGUUGUCAUCUACAAUCCUUUAGGAUGGAAGAGAGAGGAAGUAGUACGAAUUCCUGUCUCCACUCAAAAAGUUACUGUUAAGGAUGCUGGUGGGAGAACAAUUGACUCUCAGCUCCUACCUCUUUCAAAUGUGACGUUGGGCAUAAGAAAUCUCUAUGUUAAAGCAUAUCUGGGUAAAAGCCCCAGUGAAACACUUAAAUAUUGGCUUGCAUUUUCAGCAUCUGUACCACCUCUUGGUUUCAGCACUUAUGUUGUCUCAAUUGCAAAACAGACAGAUCGUGGUUCAACCAUUUCAACAGUUUACUCACCAAAAGGAAGUAUGAGUAAUAACAUAGAAAUUGGGCAAGGAAAUUUAAAGCUACUUUAUUCUGGAGGGAAAGUCACUCAUUAUGUUAACAACAGAAAUCUGGUGACAGAAACUGUUGAACAGUCAUACAGUUAUUAUUCUGGAUAUAGUGGAACUGAUAAAGAUCCUCAGGCAUCCGGUGCAUAUGUUUUCCGUCCAAAUGGUUCGUCUCCUAUAAAAUGGGAAAACCAGGUUCAUUUAACUGUUGUGCGGGGUCCUUUGUUGGAUGAACUGCAUCAAAAGCUUAGUCCUUGGAUAUCACAGAUUACCAGGGUAUACAAAGAAAAGGAGCAUGCUGAAGUUGAGUUCACAGUUGGGUCUAUACCAGUAGAUGAUGGGAUUGGGAAGGAAGUCAUAACUCAAAUAACCACAAGCAUGAAGACCAACAAAACAUUCUACACAGAUUCUAGUGGGCGUGACUUCAUUAAAAGGAUUCGAGAUUUCAGGACAGACUGGGACCUAGAAGUGACUGAACCAAUUGCUGGAAAUUAUUACCCAGUCAAUCUUGGAAUUUACAUGCAAGAUGACACCACAGAAUUAUCUGUGUUAGUGGAUCGCUCGGUGGGAGGAUCCAGUUUAGUGGAUGGUCAAAUUGAACUGAUGCUCCACAGGUCUGUUAUAUUUGCCUUAGGGAAAAUUGCUCAUUCUGUCAUGACCUCUAAUAUCUUUUUGCUUUAUAGGAGGUUGAUUUAUGAUGACAAAAGAGGUGUUGGUGAGGUAUUAAAUGAGACUGUUUGUGUCCAAAAUGAAUGUGAAGGCUUAACUGUUCAAGGUAAAUUUUAUCUCAAAAUCGACCAAUUAGGAGAAGGUGCCAAGUGGCGUCGCACAGCUGGGCAAGAGAUAUAUUCUCCCCUUCUCUUAGCCUUUGCAGAACAGGAAGGAGAAAAUUGGAUGAAUUCACAUGUAGCAACUUUUUCAGGAAUUGAUCCAUCCUACAGUUUACCCAAUAAUGUUGCUAUAAUAACACUCCAGGAACUUGACAAUGGAAAAGUUCUCCUUCGGUUGGCUCACCUAUAUGAGACUGGAGAGGACAAAGACUACUCAGUAAUGACUAGUGUGGAGUUAAAGAAGCUAUUUCCGGACAAGAAGAUAAGUAAACUGACAGAGAUGAACCUGUCUGCCAAUCAAGAAAGAUCCGCCAUGGAGAAGAGAAGGUUAGCCUGGAAAGUAGAUCGCUCUGCAGAAGCAGAAGGGAAGGUCGUGAGAGGAGGACCUGUUGAUCCUUCAAAGCUGGUAGUGGAACUUGCCCCAAUGGAAAUCAGAACUUAUCUUAUUGACUUUGAUUACAUCAAAAUGUUUGGUUCCUGAAAGAGAAGAGCAUGAUAGAGAUGAGCUGACUGAGAUAUAUUGAAAACUUCUCUCUUGUUUGUGUUUUUGUAGUUAUGGUUAAAUAAAUUGUUGUACUUUAAGGCUGAAAUCAUUAAGUAGGAAUGAAUUCCGACAUGUCGGUUAUAUUUUA
Messenger RNA from Mangifera indica (mango), 3436 nucleotides. Its product is annotated as alpha-mannosidase At3g26720-like. The record is from RefSeq and is a predicted model, not a curated record. Lineage: Eukaryota; Viridiplantae; Streptophyta; Magnoliopsida; Sapindales; Anacardiaceae. The transcript is spliced from 28 exons. The coding region runs from base 175 to 3285 and encodes 1036 amino acids. Gene Ontology annotation, molecular function: carbohydrate binding; alpha-mannosidase activity. Gene Ontology annotation, biological process: mannose metabolic process.